AAAAAAUAAAAGAAAAGCCGUGUUCCAGGAGUCCGUCCAGUAGAAAAAUUGUAUGGCUUGAGCGGUGAUGUGAUGUGAAUCAUCAUCAUCGUUUCGUACAAAUACUCUUAGAGAAAACCCUAAUUUUCUAGCUCCCAAGGGUUUUUAAUUUCAUUCUCAAUUUCUCAUACUCCUUAAUUCCUUUCUUCAAAACGACGACGAUGAUGCAUAACUCAACCGACGAAUCGGAAUGGGAGGUGAGACCUGGUGGUAUGCUCGUCCAACGAAGAGACGACGACGCUGCUCCUUCCGACCAACCUCCUCCUCCUCCCCAGGAUCCCGACUCUGCUUCCGCCGCCUUUUCUCAAACCAUCAGAAUCAGCGUUUCCCAUGGCUCAUCCUCCCACCACGAUCUUCAUGUUUCUGCUCACGCCACUUUCGGGGAUGUGAAGAAAGCCAUUGUUCAGAAAACUGGAUUGGAAGCUAGUGAACUCAAGAUCUUGUUCAGGGGAGUUGAGAGAGACGAUGCUGAGCAAUUGCAAGCUGCUGGUGUUAAGGAUGCGUCUAAGCUUGUCCUCGUUGAAGAUCAGAACAAGAGAGUGGAACAACAACAAGUUGAACAGCCUCCUGUGGUAACUGAAGAGAUGAAAAAGGCGAUUGCUGCAAUUCUUGUAGUCACAGAAGAGGUCGAUAAGCUUUCAGAUAGGGUUGUUGCUUUAGAAGUUGCUGUGAAUGGAGGAACUAAAGUUGCAGUAAAGGAGUUUGAUAUGACUGCUGAGCUUCUCAUGAGGCAGUUGCUUAAAUUGGAUGGCAUCAAUGCAGAAGGAGAUGCUAGGUUACAGCGUAAGGCAGAGGUACGUAGGGUGCAAAUAUUGCAGGAGAGUGUGGACAAGCUCAAGGCAAGAUGUUCAAAUCCGUUUGUGGAUCAGAGUAAAGCCGCAGCUGUAAGCACUGAGUGGGAAUCGUACGGAAACGGGGUGGGAAGCUUGAACCCUCCUCCGCCAGCUUCUCCUUCUGCCAAUGUAACUCAAGAUUGGGAGAGGAAUGACAAACAUGGAUGAUCCGGUACAGUUCGAUGGAUUACCUAAAUGGAUUGAAUGAGUAAUGUGUGGAUUUGAAUUUGAUGUACCAAAUUGAUCUGCUACAGUUGGAUCGAUUACCCAAUUUGUGUAGUUUUUAUUUAUCAAAUAUUUGAUGGACCAAAUGAGUAAUGGUGCAAUUCGUAUUA
This is a messenger RNA of Camelina sativa (false flax), 1207 nucleotides long. RefSeq names its product BAG family molecular chaperone regulator 4. The record is from RefSeq and is a predicted model, not a curated record. Gene Ontology annotation, molecular function: protein-folding chaperone binding; adenyl-nucleotide exchange factor activity. Gene Ontology annotation, cellular component: cytoplasm. NCBI's taxonomy places the organism in Eukaryota, Viridiplantae, Streptophyta, Magnoliopsida, Brassicales, Brassicaceae. Gene Ontology annotation, biological process: protein stabilization.